CACUGCAAAGCAGACAGAUUUCGGAACGGUUCGAUUACUACGGUCGAAUAAGCGUCCAACGUGCCAUAGAAAGCAUCUUCGUAAUCGACCACAAUCGGCCUAGUAUAUCUAUUUUCAACCUACUUAAUUUAUGAUUAAAUUUUGCAUCAACAGAUCGUUUUCAAUCAAUCUUAUCGUAUUUAGUGUCGGCAAACAUUGACUAUUCUAAAAAUGUGUAGUAGUACAAAUGGACAGAAGAACAUCCUGUUAACGCGCUAAAACACGACACGAUUAAUGGAACCGCGCUCAAAGGAUGCGAUCGUAUUAUUCCGUUUAAAUACAUACAGUUUAUUUGAUCUUCUUGCCUAGCCACCCAUCGUAAAAAUGUCUGGUUAUCAAUAUCUGUCCGAGGAAGGAUUUCGAGUGGAUGGACGACGCGCCUCAGAAAUGCGAAAGCUCGACUGCUCGUUAGGGGUAUUCACACAAGCUGACGGAAGCGCUUAUGUCAAACAAGGUAAUACUGUCGUGCUGGCUGCAGUAUAUGGACCCCAUGAGGUUCGUGGGGGUCGCGUCAAGGCACUCCACGAUAGGGCUGUUGUGAAUUGUCAAUUUUCAGCAGCGACGUUCUCAACAGCCGAACGCAAACGUCGGCCUCGGGGCGAUACGAAGAGCAUCGAAAUGACGCUCCACCUACAGCAAACAUUUGAAGCUGCGCUGUUGACUUCACUUUAUCCACGAUGCCAAAUCGACGUAUUUGUGGAGGUCCUUCAGGCAGAUGGCAGCCUUCUAUCGGUGGCUAUCAACGCUGCGACAAUGGCGCUGGUCGAUGCCGGUAUCGGGAUGCGAGAUUACGUGUGCGCCUGUAGUGCGGGCUUUUUUAACGACACCUCUCUACUUGACCUGAACAAUCUGGAAGAAAGCCACAAGGGUACCGGACUCACGGUCGCCAUCCUUCCAAAGAGUGAGCGGGUGGUCCUUGUCGAUAUGAGUUCCAAAAUUCACUCCGACCACGUAUCAAAGACGAUUGAAGCUGCAAUUAAAGGCUGUAAGGAUAUUCACGCCACGUUUGACGCGAAGAUCAAAGAGCGUGUCGGCAAUCUGGCUGCGCUCAUUAGUACAGAAAAUUAGAAAUGGCUCAAAAGUUUAUACUCCAAGGGUAAUCAUUAGUUAAUCCCUUACUGUCGAAGUAACCACGCUCUUUGUCAAACAUAAGCCAGUCAACUCAGAGGUAUAGGCUACACUAAUGAACCCACCAAUAUAUAAAAACGGAUGCUUAUAGUGUUUUUAAUAGAAAUGGAGCUUUACCCUCGUCCGAACACGGAUCGGAACUACUUUUCUAAAUAUUCCAUUGGAAAAAGGAUCAAGUGGUUCAACAGCAACAAAGACACAUAGUGUUCUAGUUUUCCUAAGCUGGAAUAUAAAUAUCCUGAAUUGCUCCUUAACAGUUAUUGAUAAUCUGACUGGAAUCAUGAAUAAUAUUGUCGUUGAAAUCUAGUUGAUCUGAAGUUGCGCUAUUUAAAAAAUUUACAUUCUUCUAUAAGCUUAAAAGUUCAACCAGGUGAGCAGUGUGACUAAUUACUAACUAUGAAGUUGGUUCGCUUUUGGAGUUUGUCAAACUUUAUCUAUAAAUAAUAAUCUUAGGAAUUUUCAUUCAGCAGCAACAACUAGACCUUGUUCUGUUUAGUAAGGUAUUCCUAGAGCAAUUCUAUGAAUUGGCUAAAGAAAUUGGCCGACUUUUAUGGCAGACUCCUUGAACGAUCCAUUAUUGCAAUAAAAGGGUGCUACGAGAAUUAGCUGGUAGUUAGCGUUUCAAUAAUUACACAAAUUGUACAAUAUGGUUAUAGAAUGGGUUAUAGAAGUUGUGUUAUCUAUGGACUAGGAUAUACUAUUCGAAUUUCUGGGGAUGCAGUGAAGUUAGAACACAGCCACAGAAGUCUGUAUAUAUAAAUAUGUUUGCCUUCCGAACCCACCAUUGUCGCUAAAUAAAAAUACAUGAAAUACUGUAAAUUUUAAAAUAUACUUUGUUCAACCGGCAUCUCCAAUAAU
This is a messenger RNA of Varroa destructor (honeybee mite), 2025 nucleotides long. RefSeq names its product exosome complex component Ski6 (gene Ski6). Gene Ontology annotation, cellular component: nuclear exosome (RNase complex); nucleolus; cytoplasmic exosome (RNase complex). Gene Ontology annotation, biological process: U4 snRNA 3'-end processing; nuclear mRNA surveillance; rRNA catabolic process. Gene Ontology annotation, molecular function: RNA binding. The record is from RefSeq and is a predicted model, not a curated record. NCBI's taxonomy places the organism in Eukaryota, Metazoa, Arthropoda, Arachnida, Mesostigmata, Varroidae.